Mizuhopecten yessoensis (Yesso scallop) is the source of this 2178-nucleotide messenger RNA. Its product is annotated as micronuclear linker histone polyprotein-like. Lineage: Eukaryota; Metazoa; Mollusca; Bivalvia; Pectinida; Pectinidae. Bases 1 to 2178 code for a protein of 725 amino acids. The record is from RefSeq and is a predicted model, not a curated record. The transcript has 3 exons.
AUGGCGGGACUGUUCAUUGCCCCCAAUACCCCGCCCUCAUUUCCUCAACUGGUCGCAGUGGACGGCCAGGAGUACUACGAGGGCUACAAAAAGUCGACCACUACAGCAAAAGGUCGAACACUACAGCAAAAGGUCGGUCAAUACAGCAAAGGGUCGGUCAAUACAGCAAAAGGUCGGUCACUACAGCAAAAGGUCGACCACUACAGCAAAAGGUCGGUUAAUACAGCAAAAGGUCGGUCAAUACAGAAAAAGUCGACCACUACAGCAAAAAGUCGACCCAGCAAAAGUCGACCACUACAGCAAAAAGUCGACCCAGCAAAAGUCGACCACUACAGCAAAAAGUCGACCACUAGAGCAAAAGGUCGGUCAGUACAGCAAAAGGUCGACCACUACAGCAAAAAGCCGACCACUACAGCAAAAGGUCGGUCAAUAAAGCAAAAGGUCGGUCAAUACAGCAAAGGGUCGGUCAAUACAGCAAAAGGUCGACCGCUACAGCAAAAAGUCGGUCAAUACAGCAAAAAGUCGCCCACUACAGCAAAAGGUCGACCACUCGGUCAAUACAGCAAAAGGUCGGUCACUACAGCAAAAGGUCGACCACUACAGCAAAAAGUCGCCCACUACAGCAAAAGGUCGACCACUACAGCAAAAAGCCGACCACUACAGCAAAAGGUCGGUCAAUACACCAAAAGGUCGGUCAAUACAGCAAAAGGGCGGUCAAUACAGCAAAAGGUCGACCACUACAGCAAAAAGUCGCCCACUACAGCAAAAGGUCGACCACUCGGUCAAUACAGCAAAAGGUCGGUCACUACAGCAAAAGGUCGACCACUACAGCAAAAGGUCGAUAAAUGCACCAAAAAGUCGACCACUACAGCAAAAAGUCGACCACUAGAGCAAAAGCAAAAGGUCGACCACUACAGCAAAAAGCCGACCACUACAGCAAAAGGUCGGUCAAUACAGGAAAAGGUCGACCGCUACAGCAAAAAGUCGGUAAAUACAGCAAAAGGUCGGUCAAUACAGGAAAAGGUCGACCGCUACAGCAAAAAGUCGGUCAAUACAGCAAAAGGUCGGUCAAUACAGCAAAAAGUGGACCACUACAGGAAAAAGUCGACCACUACAGCAAAAGGUCGGUCAAUACAGCAAAAGGGCGGUCAAUACAGCAAAAAGUCGGUCAAUACAGCAAAAGGCCGGUCAAUACAGCAAAAGGUCGGGCAAUACAGCAAAGGGUCGGUCAAUACAGCAAAAAGUCGGUCAAUCCAGCAAAAGGUCGGUCAAUACAGCAAAAAGGCGGUCAAUAAAGCAAAAGGUCGGUCAAUACAGCAAAAAGGCGGUCAAUACAGCAAAAAGUCGGUCAAUCCAGCAAAAGGUCGGUCAAUACAGCAAAAGGUCGGUCAAUACAGCAAAAGUCGACCACUACAGAAAAAAGUCGACCACUACAGCAAAAGGUCGGUCAAUACAACAAAAGGUCGACCACUACAGCAAAAAGUCGGUCAAUACAGCAAAAGGUCGGUCAAUACAGCAAAAAGUCGACCACUACACCAAAAAAGUCGACCACUACAGCAAAAGGUCGGUCAAUACAGCAAAAAGUCGACCACUACACCAAAAAAGUCGACCACUACAGCAAAAGGUCGGUCAAUACAGCAAAAGGUCGGUCAAUACAACAAAAGGUCGACCGCUACAGCAAAAAGUCGGUCAAUACAGCAAAAAGUCGGUCAAUACAACAAAAGGUCGACCGCUACAGCAAAAAGUCGGGCAAUACAGCAAAAGGUCGGUCAAUACAGCAAAAAGUCGACCACUACAGCAAAAAGUCGACCUCUACAGCAAAAUGUCGACCUCUACAGCAACAAGUCGACCACUACAGCAAAAAGUCGGUCAAUACAGCAAAAGGUCGGUCAAUACAGCAAAAAGUCGACCACUACAGCAAAAAGUCGACCACUACAACAAAAAGUCGACCACUACAGCGAAAAGUCGACCACUACAGCAAAAAGUCGACCACUACAGCAAAAGGUCGACCACUACAGCAAAAGGUCGACCACUAAAGCAAAAGGUCGACCACUACAGCAAAAAGUCGACCACUACAGCAAAAGGUCGGUCAAUACAGAAAGUUCGAGCAAAAUGGUACAAAGUCGGUCAACACAGAAAAGUCCUGUCGGACAGAGAGAAAUCAGCAGACUGCAUUAA